This is a messenger RNA of Patella vulgata (common limpet), 1887 nucleotides long. Its product is annotated as WD repeat-containing protein on Y chromosome. Bases 190 to 1887 code for a protein of 565 amino acids. The record is from RefSeq and is a predicted model, not a curated record. NCBI's taxonomy places the organism in Eukaryota, Metazoa, Mollusca, Gastropoda, Patellidae. The transcript has 11 exons. Gene Ontology annotation, molecular function: calcium ion binding; protein binding.
GUUCUUAAUAUCAGUUUGUUUAUAAGUGUAAUAACAUAACGUUCUUGAGUAUGCAAUUAGUUAAUGUGUGUAGUGUGUUGAAUAUCACGUAUAUCUGAAAAACACAUAGUUUUAAAAACAGGGAUGUGGCCUUGAAGAUCACAAGAUUAUUAUAAACGUGUCUCUGGGAUUAUAUCUUGGAGUACCGACAUGAAUUAUUUAACACCAAGAGAUGCCAACCAUGGUCAUGGAACCCGAUCACCGGGAGGAUCUGUAUCAGGCCUCUCUAGAUCAUCUUCAAUAUUCCCACAAACAGCAUCUCCUAAACAUCGGGGUUCAUUGUUUCCAAGUUCUGUGACUGGAAGGAAGGAUUCAUUUGAGGACGAUUUUGAUACCCAUAGAAUGACUCUAGAAGCAGGAAUGACUCCACGGUUUUCGGUAAGCCGUGGUGGUGAAAUCACUAUGGUAUCUGGUAGAAAGUCUAGAUCAAGAGAACCUAUCAUAUCGCCAGCAUGGAAAGCGCUUAUGAAAUGUAUGUUUCCUAUAAUUACCGGUACACAGAUGUCAAUCAAAGAGGCUGAUGUCACUGAAAUAACAGGUAAAAGAAAGAAGAGUUUCUCAAAUCCUGAAACAAUAGAAAAUUUUCAAAGAGAGAAACAUGUACGUCUUGAAGAAGAGAUCAAGCUUAAGCAUUUGGAGCAACUCAUGGAAGAAUUUGACGUCCAUGACCCUGAGGAUAUUUGGGUACCAGCAGAAUCGGGAUAUUUUCCCCCAAAACUUGUGAAAAGAAUUCCAGGGUGUAUGAAUGUAACAGAAUUUCAGGAAACUAUUGCUAAGGUUCUGGGAACAAAUGAAUAUGAUGAUUAUUUAGGAAAACUUUUCACCAAGUUAGAUACAUCAUGUGAUGGUUAUGUAGAUUGGAAUGAGUUUUGUACCUAUAUGCUAUUAUUAUACAGAGAAAAUGAUUAUCUACGCAGUAAGAAAGAAAUACCAUUUUUACAAGAACCCAAGAUAAGACAUAUUGUACAGAAUAGGCAAGAACAAACAACAAAGAUGAUAGCUAUAGAUAAUCCUACCAAGUUCGUUACUAUAAGCAGGGAAGGUAUAAUGUCAGUAUGGAAUCCUAACAUGCAGUUUGAGAGAUCUUAUAAUGUAUCUGAGGAUGAUGAUGAGAGUCAGAAAAGACGUUUUAAAAUGUGGGUUACUGAUGCUGUUUACAUGCAGAAUUGUCAUAAACUAGCAAUAUGUUCUACUAGUAGAGAUAUACGUUUCUAUGAUGUCUCAGCAACAUCUUUCUUUGAAGAAUUUCAUUUAUUUGCAAUGACAGAUGUACCAUAUUGUUUAGAUUAUUGGUAUGAUGUAAAGAAUCCUGGUGCUGAAUCUUUGUUGAUAUUUGGAUUAGAUUCCGGUGAUAUUUCUCUUUUACAUUUUAAACGACCUUUAACCCAGUUAUUUGAGACACCCUUUCUCAGUGAAGGUGGUGCACAGAAAAUAUUUGUAAAGGAUUUACCACAACAUUCUAAGUGGGUGACACAUAAAGUUUUACAGAAGAUACACCCAGAGUUAAUACGUCAAGUACGUUAUAUACCAGAUAGUGAUGCUAUCAUAUCAUCUAGUGGUUGUUCUAGAUCAGCUGUAGUUAUAGCUGAUGUUUGUGGUUUGAAGAAAAACUAUGUCUUUAGAAUAGAAAAGGGUGUUGAAUGUUUCGACCACAAUAGGAAUUUGAAUAUCUUAGUAACAGGUAGCAUUGAUCAUUAUAUACGAGUAUGGAAUCCUUAUGUUACUAGUAAACCUACAGCCAUACUGACUGGUCAUUCUACAGGUGUUAUAGGAAUCACAAUACAUGAAGAAUUCGCUCAAGUCUUUAGUUAUUCAAAAGAUGCAGUAGGUUUAUUUUUAAUACCAUAA